Messenger RNA from Melampsora larici-populina 98AG31, 789 nucleotides. RefSeq lists its product as uncharacterized. Gene Ontology annotation, molecular function: 8-oxo-dGDP phosphatase activity. The transcript has 5 exons. Bases 1 to 789 code for a protein of 262 amino acids. NCBI's taxonomy places the organism in Eukaryota, Fungi, Basidiomycota, Pucciniomycetes, Pucciniales, Melampsoraceae. The record is from RefSeq and is a predicted model, not a curated record.
AUGGAAAGAUUGUUGAAAAGUUGGAAAGAAUCUAAUCAAUUCCUUUCAUUAUUAUCUGGUUUGUUAACGGGUUUUCUUCUUUCCGAUUUUCUUUGUUUUCUUAGUUUCACAAGAUUAUAUAGUGUUGAGAUUUCGAUUUUUUUUUUCUUAGGUUGGAGAGAUGAAAAAUAUACGAUUUAUGCACCGAGAUCGGGUUCUAGGAUUGCACUUCAGCUUGAAAGAUCUGGGUGUCAGUUAUUUAGUUUUUUGACUUUUGGUGCUCAUUUGACUGCUUAUGUUAUAAAGGAUGAUCAGUAUCAUUUUUGGAUUCCACGUAGAUCAUCUACAAAACAAACGUAUCCAUCCAUGUUAGAUAAUACAGUAGGAGGUGGAAUUACUGCAGGUGAAAGUGCUAGAGAAACGAUAAUUCGAGAGUGUUUUGAAGAAGCUAGUUUAAGUGAAGAGGUUGUUUUAAAAGGACUGAGAUCUACUGGAUUGAUUAGUUAUGCUCAUAAGAAUUCAGAUGGAUGGGUUUCAGUACGUCCAGAAGUUCAGUAUCUUUAUGAUUUAGAAUUAUCAUCAAAUAUCAUUCCAAAAUCAAAUGAUGGUGAAUCAAUAGAUUAUACUUUAAUGAGUUUUGAUCAACUCAAGAUCAGUUUAUUGGAUUGCUCUCAUGAAUGGAAACCGAAUUGUGCUUUAGUUUUGAUUGAUUUUUUUAUUAGACAUGGAUUAAUUGAUGAUGAGAACGAGAUGGAUUUUAUGAAGAUUUGUUUAAAACUUAAAGAACAGAUUCCUUUACCUGGUCCUUGA